AUGAAUGUCAACGCCAUAUCUCAAGUCAUCAAAAAGCUCAGUAUAAGUGAUGUUAACAUACUAAAGGAGAACUUUCCUCUUAGCCAAGACUUGCAUGCUAGCUGCCAGGAACGAAUGAAUCCUCUCGGCUACCUUUCAGCUACGUUUAAAUAUGUUACUACACUCUUGUCUGUUACGUUCGAUGUUGGCGGUGGUUUUACCGGGCCCCGUGCCGUGGAAUUUUUUAUUCCAGGCUCAGCUCCGCCUAAUGCUCGCUGGGAGCUCAUUGUUCCAGGCUACAAGGAGUCUGUGGCGGAUAUGGUUACUGCUUUGAGCAUUAGUGGUGUCACUUGGGAACUAUACGGGCAGGACAUUAUUGAAGAUUUACAAGAAAAGGGUAUCGUAACUGUCAGCCGAAGAAAGAUGAUAGCCUUAAGCACGUGGGCGCAUGCUCCUCUAGAGAGACCGGCAUAUCUGCUAGGAGAGAAGCUGUGUUCUGUUUUACGUCAAUUUGACAUGGGCUUCCAUAUGGAUCAUGUCAGCUCCAACAGUUUUACAAUACAGCUUCAAGAAAAUGGGGAAAUUAAUAUUUUUCCGAAUGAGGAAACUCUGAGUUACGAAGAUACAACCUACGAAGAUUCAUUUGGCAGGCCAUUCAGUGUUUUGCACGGAACGAUUUCCACAGCCCGAGGUGUCGAGAACGUUGACCUAAUUAUAGGUUGCUACGAUAAAGGCAUAACAGGAUGUCUGGAAUUUAUGAAAAAUUACUAUGCCAGCCACUUACAAGCAUUCAUCGGGGGCUGGUGUGCAGCUCACAUGUACUACCAACAAGCCAGCGUUAAGCAUUCGAUACUCUGGGAACCCACGACAAAUUACAAUACUGUUAAUGGCGGGCGAACAAUGGGAAAAUACCAAAGUAAAAGCUUUACAUUUACGCAAGCAAAUACUUCCACUACAAGAAUAAGAAGAUUUGGCGAUAACGAGUCCCUUUUCUUGGAUUAUGGAGAACUAUGGCGAUCCUUCAUAUCUCAGCAUAACUAUGAGAUACUGGAUCGUUGGCUUGACGAUAGACGAAAGAAUUUGCACGGUGUAUCCUGGGUAGAGAGCGGCGGGAGAAUUUUAGAUAUCAGCAGCGAUUGGGAACAGAGUUUUCGGACGUGCAGAAAAACAUUUAUAGAACACAUUUCAGAAUUACCAGGAUACCAACAAAGACGUCUGGGUAAUAUGGUGUCAUUAGAUACCCAGAGUCCCGAUCCAAUGAGAUCAAAGGGUUUUCAGAGUUCAGUCGGAAGAAAUGUAAUGAAGCAAGGCUGGCAGAUGAUUGUUCUAGCAAGAUCCGGAACCGUGUGUUGCAAUCUACGUGAUGCAACUCCGUGGUCAUGGGUAUUCUAA
Messenger RNA from Trichoderma asperellum CBS 433.97, 1371 nucleotides. Lineage: Eukaryota; Fungi; Ascomycota; Sordariomycetes; Hypocreales; Hypocreaceae. The record is from RefSeq and is a predicted model, not a curated record.